CGCUCCCCGCGCACGGCAGCGUUGCGCCCCGCCGGGCUGCGGCCGGCCCGGCCCCGGCUGCGCUCCGUGUGCGCCGCUCCGCUCCGCUCGGCUCCCCGUGUGCCACAUUGUGCCACAUCGUGCCGCUCCGCUCCUUGCCCCCUCCCUCGCCAUGCCCAGAGCCUUCCUGGUGAAGCGGCGCAGCCCGCAGCCCGCCGUACGCAGCUGGGCUGGGCUGCCCGACGACGAACGCGCCGACACCUACAUCCCAGGCGGCCUCGGCUGCGCCCCGGGCUACGAAGACAACUGCAGCCUGGAGAGCGGCGGCAGCGGCGGGACGCGGGACCCCGAGCUCGGAGACCCCCCCACGCCGCAGGCGGCCCCCGCGGAGCUGGGCGCGCCCGGGGGGAUGCUGCUGGACCUGGCCGUCAGGCGCCCCGCCGCCAGGUCGAAAAUCAAGUUCACCACGGGUACCUGUACCGACGCGGCGGUGCACUCCUGCGAGCUGUGCGGCAAGGGCUUCCGCCUGCAGCGCAUGUUGAACCGGCACGUCAAGUGCCACAGCCAGGUGAAGAGGCACCUGUGCACCUUCUGCGGGAAGGGCUUCAACGACACCUUCGAUCUGAAGCGCCACGUCCGGACACACACCGGAAUCCGUCCUUACAAAUGCGAGGUCUGCAACAAAGCCUUUACCCAGCGCUGUUCCUUGGAAUCCCACCUCAAGAAGAUCCACGGGGUGCAGCAGCAAUACGCCUACAAACAGAGGCGAGACAAACUGUACGUGUGUGAGGAUUGUGGCUACACCGGCCCCACGCAGGAGGACCUGUACCUGCACGUCAGCAGCGUUCACCCCAGCAGUGCUUUCCUGAAAAAAACCUCAAAAAAACUCGCAGCUGUUUUGCAAAACAAACUGAGCCCUGUCCUGCAGAGGAACUCCAAAGAGGAUGACAAAGAUGAGUAACGCACUGGAUUACUACAGUGGUCUACAGGAAUGAAGUUUACACGUAGGACUACAUAGAUAUUAUUUUUUUAAAUAACCUAUUUUGAAAUAAAUCCCUGAAAGAAAAGGGAUGCUUUUGUUAAUGGGACUCUCUUGAUAAUGGUAGAACCUCAACUUGAAAGACAUAUUCCCACAAAUCAUACAAACAUCAGACUUUUAUCUGGUCAAAAAAUGGAAACCCUAAUGCGGAGUAUUUACUGACCCUGGCAUUCAGGUAACGUGACGGCUGUUUCAGCUCCCCUGCACAUCUGAAUGGCACUGACAAACCAGCUCACCUUUUCCCAACACAUUUCUUAGACAGUAACAGUUACCCCCCACAAAAAUUACUUCUGAGGGUGAAAGAGGCCACAUAAGAGUGGCUCCUAGUACACUGUUCUUAUGUGCAGAAUUAAUUACGAUUGGCUUACAAGCAGUACGUUGUGUUGGUACUUAAGUUUAAACGUGCAAAUAACCUUAACUCUGCCCCCGUGCAGUAAAUGAACCAUCUGCAGAACUGCUAUAAAAGAUGAGCUGAAACUUUAUUUAAAACAAAGCAGACCUUCUUCCCCUCUGAAACUUUCCCUUCCAGGGCAGGGACUUGCAUUCUAGGGACUUCAAGCUGUGAAAUCAUCUCAUCCUAUUUAGAUGUAAGUGUGACCUUGACACUGACUUUUCUGGACUCCUCGUGCUCACCUGGGGAUUGUUACCACAUCAUUUUAACAUAAAUCAAUAUUAAGCCAGAAACCCAAAGAAACCAUUUUAAUGAUUGGAAGAUACAUAUUUUCUGUAACUUUGUGUGUGUGUUUUAUGGUGUGUGUGUGCAUUUGGGUUUUUAAAAUUCUUAAACAUCAGGUGCCUGUUCAUUAGUACAACAAAGCUGUGCAAAGCAGAUAAGAGUGUGACUUAGGCUGUUUGUCUCGUGAGAUCAGUGCAAAACUGUAUGCAUAACUCUGCCCCCUAAUCACCGUCAGUUUAGAUGGCUGCUAGUGAGACUGAUGCUAUGAGAGAAGAAGGUGGUGCUGCUGCUGAGGGACCAGCACUAUGUCUUUGCUUUUAGGACUCCCCUUAUAUCCAACACUGUAAAUCUCUUCAGAAGCUGCUGCAGUCCUUACUGGGCACUCAGGUGUCUAAGUUUGGAAAGACAGAGUGGGGUGGUUAUUCCUCAGCAAUAAUCCAAGUUACACCGUUCCAAUCACACGUUAUUCAUCUGUCUCAUAACUUAAUGGCCACAGUCUAGACUAAUCUAAAUGCUAAAUAAUUAAUGGUUUUCAUUGGUGAUUUUUCCAAUAUUCAUUUUGAGCUCAACAUAGAAGUUUACUUUUGGAAGAAUAUAUCACACUCUGUACGCAUUGAAACAAACGCUCUGUAUGAGCAAUCAACUGUAACUCACCUGAAACAGCCCUGGCCAGGACCUUCCUAAUCAUUACUACUUCAAUUGUAAGGUUCUGACUAUCUACAUAGGAAUUCAAAUAAUAAAAUCAAACCUCAAGAUA
Molecule: messenger RNA, 2451 nt
Organism: Coturnix japonica (Japanese quail)
Lineage: Eukaryota; Metazoa; Chordata; Aves; Galliformes; Phasianidae
Gene: OVOL2
Product: ovo like zinc finger 2
Biological process (GO): epidermal cell differentiation; regulation of transcription by RNA polymerase II
Cellular component (GO): nucleus
Molecular function (GO): DNA-binding transcription factor activity, RNA polymerase II-specific; RNA polymerase II cis-regulatory region sequence-specific DNA binding
Source: RefSeq, a predicted model, not a curated record